AUGAAGAGUAGAAAAAUUGAUUCUUUUUUCAAGAGGAAAGAAAGAGAUGACGAGAGUUUGACUUCUAUUUCUGAACCUCAAAGAGUUCUUCAGAAUCCAAGAAUUGAAGAAAAUGUUAGUAGAGUUUGUCCGGAUGACAUUGAGAAUUCUUUAGAAUGUGAUCCUGGAAAACAUCCUCCAAUGUGGAAAUAUCUAUUAAAUCAAAUGAAUGAAAUACGAAGAGCUUAUUUGAAAUGGGGUCCAUAUCAAAUGCAUUUAGAGCAGUAUCCAUUGUCUGGUAACAAAGAUCAUCAAAGAAGAUUUCAAUACACUUGGUUUAGCCUCUUUCCUUCAUGGUUAGAAUAUUCACCUUCAGAAGAUGAUGUUUAUUGCUUACCAUGUUAUCUUUUUAGCAAAAGACCAAGUGGACGUCCUGCUUCAUAUGUCUUUAUUUCUACAGGUUUUAGAGGUUGGAAGAAAGUUAAAACUGGAAAGCAUUGUGCAUUUCUUAAACACAUAGGGAGUGAUCCUUGUUCACCACACAACAAUGCUAUGAAAGCUUGUCAAGACUUGUUGAAUCAAAAUGGACACAUUAGGAACAUUUUUCAAGCUCAAAGUUCGACUGAAAUUAUGAAGAAUCGACUACGUCUCAAGACUUCAAUUGACACAGUUCAUUGGUUAACUUUUCAAGCUUGUGCUUUUAGAGGUCGUGAUGAAAGUAAAGAAUCAUUAAACCAAGGUAAUUUUCUUCAAUUGGUAAAACUUUUGGCAUGUUAUAAUGAUGAAGUUGCAAAAGUUGUGUUGGAAAAUGCUCCAUCAAAUAGCAAGUAUACUUCACAUAAAAUUCAAAAAGAGAUCUUACAUAUUCUUUCAAGUAGGGUGAAAAAGUAUAUCCGUGAAGAAAUUGGUGAUUCCAAAUUUUGUAUAGUUGUAGAUGAAGCUCGUGAUGAAUCUAAAAAAGAGCAAAUGUCUCUUGUUUUGAUAUUUGUUGAUAAAGAAGGUUUUAUACAAGAGAGAUUUUUUGGCCUUGCACGUGUUAAUGACACUACAUCUUUAACUCUUAAGCAAAAGGUAUGUGAUAUACUUUCUCUACACAGCCUUGAUGUCUCUAACAUUCGUGGUCAAGGGUAUGAUGGUGCUAGAAAUAUGAGAGGAGAAUGGAAUGUUACUGCAUCAAGGGAAGUUAAACCAAUUCAUCAAUUCUUUGAUAAAGUAACUCUUGUUGUGAAUGUUGUUUGUUCUUCUACAAAGAGACAUGAUGAGUUACAAGCUUCCCAAUUAGAUGAAAUUGAACAUUUGUUAGAGAUUGGUGAAAUUGUAACUGGUAAAGGUGAAAAUCAAAUUGGAUUAAACUAUGCUUCACGUGGAGAUGCUGAUAGUGCUUACAAUUACUUGAAAUCAUUUGAUUUUAUAUUCAUAUUGCAUCUGAUGAAAGAAAUUAUGGGUGUCACAAAUAUGCUUUGCCAAGCCUUACAACAACAAUCCCAGGAUGUAGUUAAUGAUAUAAAUUUGGUUUGUUCAACAAAAACUCUUAUUCAAGAAUUGAGAGAAGAUGGUUGGAAUAAAUUGUUUACUUGUGUGAAGUCUUUUUGUGAAAAACAUGAUAUUGAGAUUCCUGAUCUUGAUGAUGUUCACUCAACAACAAGAUUUGAGCAUUACUUUAGAGUUGAAAUAUUUUUCACUACCAUUGAUAAACAAUUACAAGAGUUGAAUAGCAGAUUUAGUGAGCAAGCGAUUGGUUUGUUAACUCUAAGUUGUGCUUUGUCUCCGAAGGAUAAUUACAAGGCUUUUAACUUUGAUACCAUUUGCACUCUAGUUGAAAAAUAUUAUCCUAUGGACUUCAAUGAGCAAGAGAGGAUUAAUUUGCAAUUUCAACUUCGACAUUUUAUUAUUGACGCUCGCCAAGCAUCGAGUUUGAAGAAUUUAUCAACUAUUCAAAACUUAUGUUCAUAUUUGGUUGCAACGGGAAAGAAUGGAAUUUAUUAUUUGAUUGAUAGACUGUUUCGCCUUGUCAUGACUCUCCCUAUAUCUACAGCCACUACUGAAAGAUUUUUCUCGGCAAUGAAAAUUAUCAAGACAAGAUUGAGAAGCAAAAUGGAAGCUGGUUUUCUAGGAGAUAGCAUGACGGUUAACAUUGAAAGAGAAAUUGCUGCAAAUAUUGAUUCUGAGACUAUUAUAGAUGAUUUCAAGCCACUCAAAAACCGUAGCGCAUUAUUAUAA
Messenger RNA from Vicia villosa (hairy vetch), 2199 nucleotides. RefSeq lists its product as uncharacterized. The record is from RefSeq and is a predicted model, not a curated record. The transcript is spliced from 3 exons. Gene Ontology annotation, molecular function: protein dimerization activity. The coding region runs from base 1 to 2199 and encodes 732 amino acids. Lineage: Eukaryota; Viridiplantae; Streptophyta; Magnoliopsida; Fabales; Fabaceae.